Rhizopus microsporus ATCC 52813 is the source of this 2853-nucleotide messenger RNA. RefSeq names its product ARM repeat-containing protein. Gene Ontology annotation, cellular component: nuclear envelope; cytosol. Bases 1 to 2853 code for a protein of 950 amino acids. The transcript has 15 exons. The record is from RefSeq and is a predicted model, not a curated record. Gene Ontology annotation, molecular function: small GTPase binding. Lineage: Eukaryota; Fungi; Mucoromycota; Mucoromycetes; Mucorales; Rhizopodaceae. Gene Ontology annotation, biological process: protein import into nucleus.
AUGAGUGAAGCCAAAAGCCAACUUCUUGCGGUUCUUAGUGAAGCCACUUCACAAGAUUAUUACCGUAUGAAACAAGCCGAAGACAUGUUAAAACAAUGGGAGAACGCGCCUAGGUUUUUUGCCACCUUACAAGAUAUAUUUUAUGAUUCCAACAUCAACCAUGACAUUCGAGUAUUGAGUGGCAUUUACCUAAAGAAUGGCAUUGAUCGUUUCUGGAGAAAGACUGCCAAAAAUCCUAUCGAUCCCGAGGAAAAGACGGUUAUUCGUCAACGACUUCUCGGGUUUAUGGAUGAACCCAACAAGAAGCUCACUUCGCAGAAUGCAGUCAUUAUUGCUCGAAUUGCUCGCAUCGAUUUUCCUCACCAAUGGCCUGAUCUACUAAGCUCGCUCUUAAAGAUCAUUUCAAAUGCUGACAAUAGUGUCAUCCACCAUCACGCACUUGAGACACUGUAUGAAGUUCUUGCCGAACUCAGUACCCGGUUACUGACUACUGGACGCAAACAGUUUGCCGAGAUCGCUCCAGAAUUAUUUCAAGUGGUCGCACAGAUUUACAUGGGGUACGUUCAAAAGCAAAAGGAAAUCGAGUUGCAGAUCACAGCCUCUUGUAUCAAGUGUUUACGUAUCCUGAUGGUCAGUGGUAUCAAAGAUGUUCACAAGUAUGAUGAGACCAAGACAUUUAUUGCCAUCAGCUCAGGACAUUUAGCACAGUACAUGAAUUUUAGAUAUAGUCUACUUCAGAUGAAUCAAGUCAAGCUGAUUCAAGAGGUAGAAAAUAUCAUUGAAGAGUACGGCACGCUUUAUUUGGCUUUACAAAAGGCACAUCCAGUAUCUGUGACAUUAUGUCCAGCAUGGUUAGAUAUCAUUCGAUAUUACUGGCAAAACAUCAUGAUUGGACAGGGUAUAUUAGAACACCAUUUAUUACAAGGCAUGCUUUUGGUAAAAGAGACCAUCAAGAAUUCGACGCACACGACUGUCGAGUUGGACAUUUUGUCAGUGACAGACGAAGAAAAGGCAUUGGCGCUGGAAGCAGCCAAGAUCAUCAAUGAGCAAUUCGUCACGCCUGAAUUUGUCACGCUGUGUGCUGAAACGUUGAUCGGACGAUACAUGUUGUUGACACCCGACGAUUUUGCCAAAUGGGAAGAGGAUCCUGAAGGGUGGACGAAUGCUGCAGACUCUGAGAAUUGGGAAUUUGAGAUUAGACCUUGUGCAGAGAUCACAUUCAUGAGCUUACUGUCAAAACACAGAGAUCAACUUGCUCCCAUCAUGAUCAACUUAGUAGAUCGUGUGUGUGAUGUAAAUGAUCGACAAAGCCUUCUAUUCAAGGACGCAGUCUACACCGCUAUUGGGCUUGGCGUCAAUCCGCUCUAUGGCCGAUUUGAUUUUGAAUCAUUUGUAGCAAAAAGAUUAAAGCCUGAGGCUAGCAACAAGGACCCGCAGCUAAAGGUUUUACGAAGACGUAUAGCCUGGCUGCUAGGUAGAUGGAUCACAGAAAGUGUCAGUAUAGAGUGUCGUCAAACAAUUUAUCAAAUCGUUUUGGACUUGAUGGCCGAGAGCGAGGAUUUAGUGGUCAGGUUGACUGCUGUCCAGGCGCUGAAGAAUGCGGUGGAGGACUGGGAUUUUGAGACACAGAUCAUAUUACCUUAUUUGGGAAUCGCUAUUCAUCUUUUGCUUAGUAUGGUUAACCAGGUUGAAGAAGCAGAUACAUUGAUGAAGCUGAUAUCGUAUCUGUCUGCCAUCAUGGAUAGAACAGGACAUGAAGUCAUACCAUAUGCAGAUCAAAUCAUUCAGUUACUUACGCCUCUGUGGGGUCCUGGUACUGAACCCUUGCUUCAGUCUUCACUGGUUGUUGUAUUUACCAAAUUGACAAGUAUACUUGGUGAGCAAUCCAUGCAGAUACAUCAUAUUUUGAUACCCAUGAUAAGAUACUGCAUUGAUCGUAAUAACGAAGCACAUAUUUAUCUUUUGGAAGAUUCACUCGACCUCUGGUGGACCAUGCUCCAGUGUACACUACAAUCCAGCCCUGAUAUCAUGUCACUCUUACCGUCCUGCCUCGAACUGUUGGAUUACGAUACAGAGAACCUUCGAAAGGUGCUAAAGAUCAUUGAUAGCUACAUCAUGCUGGAUGCGUCAUCGACGCUGAUACCCGAACACAGCCUGAUUUUAUUUAGCAAACUAGCAGACAAGGUAGACACGUCGAGAGAACAAGCUGCUGCCUAUAUCGCGCACACGCUCGACCUAGCACUCCAAUCAGCGCCUAUUGAAGUCUAUGCGAACUCGCUUUUACAAUCUGGGUUGAUGAAUAACAUCAUUCAGUUGCUACUUCAAGGCGAGAUGUAUGGGUAUGCAUUAAUGAACUAUAUGAAUUUAUUGGCACGUUUGUCAAUGUAUGAUGCAUCCUUUGUCAUUCGACUGAUCGAAAUGAUGGCUGAUAAACAUCAGCAAAAAGAAGAUUAUGUGAAUCAUGUGCUGGACGCUUGGCUUGAUAAGUUUGAUAAUAUUAGCCAAACAAGAGCAAGGAAAUUAGCAUGCAUUGGAUUUACAAAUUUAUUAAUGACUGGGUAUCCACUGAUGAUCAACAAAUUGCCCAAUCUGAUGGCUAUCUGGAGUGACGUGGGACCAGAGAUAAAAGAGAUUGAAGGAGACGAUGAAGUAGACAUGGAAGGAGACAUUUAUGAAGUAGAAGAUAGCCCUGAAAAGAAUAGAAAGAACGAGAUCUUUCGACAGGAUCCAGUGUAUACUAUAGAUUUAAUACAGCUUAUCAGAAAGGCUGUUCAACAUCCUUCGAUCAUUGCUCUCUUGAAUCAAGUGGAUCAAACCGUAUUGAAUCAAAUCAAUGACCUGCUUAGUUCAUAA